Messenger RNA from Puma concolor (puma), 1017 nucleotides. It is a transcript of the gene TSSK4, whose product is annotated as testis specific serine kinase 4. Gene Ontology annotation, molecular function: ATP binding; tau-protein kinase activity. NCBI's taxonomy places the organism in Eukaryota, Metazoa, Chordata, Mammalia, Carnivora, Felidae. The record is from RefSeq and is a predicted model, not a curated record. Gene Ontology annotation, biological process: protein phosphorylation; microtubule cytoskeleton organization; intracellular signal transduction. Gene Ontology annotation, cellular component: cytoplasm.
AUGCGGAAGGGAGACACCCUGGAGGUAGCACCACCCACCUCAGCCUACCGCUCUGUCAUGGAGGAGUAUGGUUACGAGGUGGGCAAGGUCAUUGGCAAUGGCUCCUAUGGGACGGUUUAUGAGGCUUACUACACAAAGCAGAAGAUCGUGGUGGCUGUCAAGAUCAUCUCAAAGAAGAAGGCCUCUGAGGACUACCUUAACAAGUUCCUGCCCCGUGAGAUACAGGUAAUGAAGGUCCUGCGGCACAAGUACCUCAUCAACUUCUAUCAGGCCAUCGAAACCACAUCCCGAGUAUACAUCAUUCUGGAGCUGGCUCAGGGUGGUGACGUCCUUGAAUGGAUCCAGCACUAUGGGGCUUGCUCUGAGCCCCAUGCUGGCAAGUGGUUCUCCCAGAUGACCCUGGGCAUCGCCUACCUGCACAGCAAGGGCAUCGUGCACCGCCUGACCCCCAGCCUUUCUGCUGCUGGUAGGGACUUAAAGUUGGAGAACCUGUUGCUGGACAAGUGGGAGAACGUGAAGAUAUCGGACUUUGGCUUCGCCAAGAUGGUGCCUUCUAACCAGACUGUGCGUGGUAGCUCUUCUUACCGCCAUAUGAACUGCUUUACCCACCUCAGCCGGACCUACUGUGGCAGCUUUGCUUAUGCCUGCCCGGAGAUCUUGCUGGGCUUGCCCUACAACCCUUUCCUGUCUGACACCUGGAGCAUGGGCGUCAUCCUCUACACUCUAGUGGUGGCCCGGCUGCCCUUUGAUGACACCAAUCUCUUAAAGCUGCUGAAAGAGACUCAAAAGGAGGUCACUUUUCCACCUAACUACUCCAUCUCCCAGGAGUGCAAGAACCUGGUCUUCCAGACGCUAUGCCAAGCCACCAAGCGUGCCACCAUCCUGGACAUCAUCAAGGAUCCUUGGGUGCUCAAGUUCCAGCCUGAGCAACCCACCCAUGAGAUCAGGCUGCUUGAGGCCAUGUGCCAACCCCCCAGCACCACUAAUCGGCACCAGUCCUUGGAAAUCAAUACCUAA